This is a messenger RNA of Scedosporium apiospermum, 4176 nucleotides long. RefSeq lists its product as uncharacterized. NCBI's taxonomy places the organism in Eukaryota, Fungi, Ascomycota, Sordariomycetes, Microascales, Microascaceae. The record is from RefSeq and is a predicted model, not a curated record. The transcript is spliced from 4 exons. The coding region runs from base 1 to 4176 and encodes 1391 amino acids.
AUGGCGCAGCCAGGGGUGGCCGAGGUAGCUGGGCCUACCACCCACGACUCGGUCAAAGUCGAGCAUCAGCCGUCGCCCGCGAUGCAGCCUCUCCAAGCGCCGCCGCAACACCAGGCUCAGCCACAGCCUGCCGAUCAGUCUAUCGCUGUCGCCGUCGCGAACAAGAGGAAACGCGAUGAGGAUGCCGAGGGUGGACCUGUUACAGAAGGCGACAAGGCUCCCAAUGGCACGCCUGCACCUGUCGUGAAUGGAGGUGUUCAGCAACUGAAGAAUACCAAGGAGGAGAUUGAGACCUUUGUGAAGUUCCUCCAAAAAUACGACCUCGACCCUUCUAUCUUUACCACAACCAUACCCGCCCCCAAACCCGAUGACGUGCACCUGGCCAAGCGCGCCAGAUCGGAAGACUCGGCGCCCGCGUCUGAAACCAUAUCAGAAAAGGUCUCGCGUGGAGAAUACGCCAGUAUUGUGGAGUUAUCAAAGGAUGUAGCCUUAGUCGCUCGAUCUCGAGUCACAGGCUCGCCUUCUCCUAACCAGGUGCAAGCCAUUGUGCUCCUCCAUGAUCAAUGCCAAAAGUACUGCAAGCGAGAAAUUGCGUAUCCCCAGGCUCGACCUAUUGCAGUGUCCCACCCAGCCAAGCAAACCGUCUUGACCGUUCCAUACCCUGGCCGGAAUGAGAAACAAGUUAUUCUUUUCUCAAGCCCUAUUCCCACGGCUUCGUCGUCGGACAGGACGGAUGCUUUCGUCAGCCGACUUCCACCUGGCGUCAAGUCCACCGUCAUGGUCGGAGGCUUGAGCGAAGCCGAGCUCAACGCCGCGGAUUCGACCACUAAGUCUCUUGGCGAUACUCUCCCCGCCCCGAAGAACCGCGUGCCGCUCCUACCAUCAGCGACUAAGCAGGCGCAGGCCAAACUCAAUAUCAAGGAGAACGUUCUGGGUUUUCAACAGCCCAAGUUCGAGAAUUCCUGGACGAAAUGGCCUAAUGCGUAUCCCAACCAGCCACUCUCUGUGGGCCAUUACCUUGAUUACACCAAAGCAACGGCAGAGUCACCGGUCAAGACGAAACAGAGGGAGAGGGCGCAGAGCCUUGCAGGACACAAGCCUUCAACUUCGGAACUUGAAAUGUCCGAAAUGGAGUCCCUUUUCCGCACCGCCUUUUCUAGCUUCUCUCCGUCGAGAGAUGAUUCCGGCGCCGUGAUCCCCUCGAGCCUUGCUGGUCGGAUCUGGUGGCAACAAAAGGGGCAAUUCGACUUUUACGAUCUGAUCCCUGCUAGAUAUUGGCCAAAGCAGGAUGAGGGCGACGAAGCUGUCGAAGAGGGUGGUAAGGUUGUCGACAAAGCAGCGGAAAUUGAGAUUGAUCCCGCGUUGAUUGAGUCUAUCAUCGAUGAAAUGAAGGAUGGCGAUGUCGCACCCGGUGUUGUUGGACCGCCUCCCUCGACGACCAAGACCGCUGAGGAGCAGGACGUAGAGGACCUAUUGCGGGAAGUCGACGAUCUCAUUCUUACGCUCGCAUCAUUCCAGCACAUCCGGAAUAUUAGCAAGUCGGUGACGUCGACGAACCGCUUGGCCGUUGGCGAGCCCGAUAUGCUCACGAAUAGCCAACUCCCUCCGCCAUCAGAUGAGGAGCUGGCGAUUUACGAGACUCUGAAAUCCCUCCUCGCUUCCAUCGUCAGGAGUUUACCUCCCUACGCAGUUGCGAAGCUAGACGGCGACCAACUUAAUGACUUGCUCAUUAGCCACAGGGUCCCUGUUGAGCUGGAGGAGUACCACGGCAUCAUGGCUGAGGACGAGGCUGCGGCUCAGGAGCGCCUUCGUCAAGAAGUCCAGCACAAGAUGCAGCAACAACAGCAGCAACAGCAGCAGCAGCUUCAACAACAGCAACAGAAGAUGCAGCAGCAGGCCGCUAGUGCUAGCCGUGCUCCCGCCCACCGAGCGGCUCAUACCCCAGCUCCGUAUGGCACCCCAUACCAUCCCAAUAACCCCCAGUUCUCCCCUCAUCCACAAUCGCGGACGCCCGUACAGCCCCCUCAGUAUUACAGGUCUGCUUCCGGCCACCCUGUGCCCACCCCACAAGCUCAAGCCGCCGCGCGUCCUGCACCGCCCCCGCACCCGUCGCCAUCCCAGCACCACCUUCAACCCCAGAGGGCGAUGAGCCAGCAGUAUCGCCCCAACGGCUACACUGCCCCGUUUGCGCCACAACUGGCCAAGACGCAAACGCCUUAUGGCCAUCAGGGAAUGCAACAGUAUGCUCCUAACCAGCAGCGGCCACCUCAGCCCAACCCCGCAGCAUACGCCGGUGCUCCCCAGCAUCGAAGCCCCAAUGCGACGUUUGCGACUCCUUACCAGCAAGCUCAACCAUACGCAGCCCAGCAGCAGGUGGCCCGAGGCGCAGUCCCGGCGUAUGCCAACUACCCCAAUGGCGCGGUCCCGCAGCGUACCGCAUCCCCUCACGUCCCCCACCAGCCGCAGGGCUACGUCCCUAACGCUUAUCCCCAACAUCAGGCCCAACCGCAGCCCCAGCGAUACGGAACACCCGUUCAGCACGCGAUGCCACCGAAUGCUCACCGCUCCCCGAUGCCCCGUGCCGCUAGCCUCUCCGGAACGCCGCACAUGCCAAGCGCGGUUGGCACAGCUCCUGGCCUCACGGGCUAUCACACGGUGAUGCCCGAGAGUCAGCAACAACGCAUGAUGGAGCAAGCCAGGGUUCGAGCGGCAGCACGGGACGGCACUUCUGGUGCUUACGCCUCUCCCAUCGCAGGUCUUGCCGGGAUUGGACUGGGAGUCGCUCAGGGUGUGAACCGAUCUCCGGCGCCGGCGCCCGUGCGGCCCAACAUGCCGGGUGCGCCUCUUCAGCCCGUUCCGGGCGCUGCUAUGCAGCGAGGAAUGCUCAAUGGCGGGGCGCAAGGCUCGCCGAGCCUCCAGCCGCAGAUCCCAGCCAAGGUGUCGCCUGUACCCGUGCCGGUUAUCCCGUCCGCCCAACGCCCUCCGUCUACGCAGCCCGGACAACAAGUCGACCGGCGACAGAGCCAGACUCCGCAGCCGGCCCUCCCACCAUCUCUUCCGCAGACAGACGGCCCUGGUGAUGCGAGCGAUCGAGUACAGACCCCACAAGCCAAAUUUGAACUUACUGCUGCUGAGAUGGAGGGGUUGUAUGCGAAACCAACCGGGUUAAGCCCGCUUGUCUACUAUACGGUUCAUAAUUCCGACCGUACAGGCCGGGUGUGGGUCCUGGAUGCCUUUCCUCGUCCAAAGGCCGAAUCUCUGCUUGGUGAAUUGUGGGAGCCGUCCGCUCCCGAGCAGAGGGCGUUCUGCCGGGCGGAUACACUUCCGCCCAUUCCGGCUAUUAGUGGCAGCCACACUAGUCUAGCAGGCCGACGUGCUCUUCUUGCCUCGAAAACCAGCAAGGUCUUGGCGGGAUCAACAAGCGCAGGGACCGGGGAAGGCAGCAGCACGGCGCCCAGAGCUUCUGCUCGUAACGAGGCAACGAAUCUUGCACAUCGGGAUCCUGCUACGAAUCCAACGCCCCAGGCUCAGGCUUGGCUUCAGGCUUGGGCUCAGGCUUGGACUCAGGCUUGGACUCAGACUCAGGGUCGGGCUCAGGCUCCAGCUCGCGUCACCGCAACUCACGGGGCCAACGCAACGACCCAGCCGGGCUUCGGGAAGGGGAAGGCUUCGAUCGGCUCAGACGAGCGCCGGGCUGACUUUGAGGCCUUUGACGCGGCGAUAGCGAGCGUCUUGCCUCUCUGUAGUAGGCUUCCACCGGCGCCUCAGACUGCACCGCUGUUGACGACCAAAUCCGCAGUUCAGACUGCACCACUCCCGACGACCCAAACCGAGCAACCGUCUGGCGGGGACGCUACCGGCUCAUCCAGCCAGGAGAGCCCUCAAACAUCGUUGCUGACGUCCCCGAGACGCCAACCUGCGGCUCCGGUUGCUAAACCAGACGAUCAGAAGAAGACCAGGACACCACUCCCGACUUCCCCUCGACGCAAGCACCCGGCGUCGUCCCUUGCCACCGAGGCUAAGCCAAAGGCUCGGACACCACUUCCUCGUGGUCCCAGGCAGAAGUCCUCUUCGGGGAGCAAACGCAAGCAGAAUAAGAAUGAGGAACCUGAGCCUCAGGAAUCACGAAAGGAUGAUGGUCAAGGUCUUCGUAGGAGCAAGAGACUACGAAAGUGA